AUGCGUUUCUCAGCAUCUGUCAUCCUUGCCACCGCUGUCGCCAGCACGACCUCUGCUCAGAAAGUUGUCGGCGCGGCUUACGGCUUUGCCACUGGCGUCACUGGAGGUGGUAGCGCCUCCGCUGCUACCCCAUCCUCUGCUGAAGAGUUGGCUGAAUGGCUUUCCGACAAUACCGCCCGCACCAUCGUCAUCGACAAAGAGUACGACUUUACCGGUAAGUCGGCUUCAGGAGCUGGGUGCGACCGUAAGAGCUGCAGCUCCGCGAAAGGUGGACAAUUGUUUCUUGGAGACCUGUCUUGCGGAACUAGCGACAACGUCGUCGCUACUGUCACCUACGACGUUGCUGGUACCGAGCCUCUGGUUGUCGGAAGUAACAAGAGCAUCAUCGGCUCCAACGGCAAGGGAGUUCUCAUUGGUAAGGGACUCCGCAUUCAGAAGAACGCCAAGAACGUCAUCAUCCAGGGUAUCACUAUCACCAACCUUAAUCCUGGUGUUGUUUGGGGAGGUGAUGCCAUCGAUCUUCAGGGAGGCAAUGAUGGUGUCUGGAUCGAUCACAACAAGAUCUCUCUCAUCGGCCGCCAGUUCAUCGUCAGCCACUACGACGGCUCCCGCGCUACUAUCUCCAAUAAUGAGUUCGACGGUAUCACCACUACCUCUGCCUCCUGCAACGGCAACCACUACUGGACCAUGAUGCUCAAUGGUAACGGCGACCAAAUGACCCUCGAUCGCAACUACUUCCACGACGUGUCCGGCCGGUCUCCUAAGCUCGGCGAGAAGGGAACUUUCCAAGCGACCAAUAAUCUGUUUUCUGACAUGAAGGGCCACGCUUUUGAACUCUACUCUGGCACCGUUUCCCUUAUCGAGGGUAAUGCUUUUGAGUCUGUCGAUACUCCCUACGACGGCGAGUUAUACUCUAACAGCUUUAACGUCCCUGACGCCUCUUCCGCCAGCUCUUGUGUCUCCUCUAUCGGCCGUGCGUGCCAGGUCAACAGCCUUGAUUCCUCCUGCGGUACAUGGAAGUCUCUCAAGGAGACCACUGCUCUGUCUACCUUCUCUAAGCUCAAGGAUUAUCUCGUCAAACCAGUUGCUGCCACCGGCGUCUCCACGCUGGUCAAGGGCAGUGCUGGACCUGCCAACGUCGGCUCCUCCACAGCUGUCGCUGAAAAAGCCUCCACUGAGACUGAGACUGCGACCAAGAGCAACGCUGCUGCGGCUACCCUUGCUGCCUCCGAGACUAUUACCAAAGAGACCGCCACUGAGGAGCCCGCCGCCGCGGAGUCCAGUUUGUCGACUGUUACUGCUCAGGCUUGGAGCCAGUGCGGCGGCAGCGGCUGGCGUGGUGCCACCACUUGCGCCGCCGGAACUUCCUGCGUCAUCCAGAAUGAGUGGUACUCUCAAUGUGUCAGCUCCGCCGCCAGACGUAGCAUGAAGUCUCUCCGUCGUAUUUAA
Molecule: messenger RNA, 1449 nt
Organism: Colletotrichum costaricense
Lineage: Eukaryota; Fungi; Ascomycota; Sordariomycetes; Glomerellales; Glomerellaceae
Product: pectin lyase
Exons: 2
Coding region: 1-1449 (482 amino acids)
Biological process (GO): carbohydrate metabolic process
Cellular component (GO): extracellular region
Molecular function (GO): cellulose binding; pectate lyase activity
Source: RefSeq, a predicted model, not a curated record